AUGUGGAAGCACCGGUUCUCCGCCAGAGAAGAUCAAGCGUCUCGAAGCGAAUCGGGUCUCCAUCUCUCGGAUCUUGGUCUUUUCGGGCGCUCUAGCAAGAAAAAGUCUCCAUCCGACUACAACUCGGACGCCAAUUCGCAUCGUUCGCGGGCUGACUCGGUUUCCACUACACGGUCUUUCCGCUCUUCGUUGCGAUUCCCCCAGAGUAACCAUCGCCAACAACAACAACAACCACAACCACAACCACCUCCACAACAACUACGCCCGGAGAGCGCCUUGUCGCGCCAGUCAUACCGGUCGAGCCACAAUCGCACGCCUGCUCUCCCUGCUCUCCGUGCUCCUCCCGUCGACACCACCUCGGUCGCCGCAUCGGCACACUCCAAUCGCUCCCAGACCUCUUUUAACUCGCGCUCUGGCCGCGUCACCACAGGCAUGAUGGACGGAGACCGCUCGCGCAGCCGUCGAGAGCGCACUUUCGUCGGCUCUGCCUGCGCUGUUUGCGAGGAGCCGCUGGAACACACCCUUCGCGGCGAGCGCGUGUUGCAGUUCUCCUGCACCCACGUCUCCCACGAGGCCUGCUUUUACGAGUACAUUAAAGAAUUCGAAUCGCAAUUCUGCCCAACCUGCAAUGCGCCGCUGGGCCUGGACACUAGUAGAGGCGGCAACGUCUUGGAUCUGGGUAAGUUGACCCAAUACUCGACCCGCCCAGUCCAGCUGCCUAAUAAUCCUCUUGUUGCAGAGAAACUAAGCAACAUUGUCCGCUCCCAAUCCGUCAGUGAUGGCGCAACCCUGCGUAGCGGUCUCACCACCCCCACGCCGUGGGAUAACCGUAGUCAACCAAGUGCUGCGCACGAUGGACACCGCUCCAUGCAUCAAGAUUCUCUUUACAACAACCGGCGGGACAGCCAGACGACCAGUAACAGCCAAAGAGACAGCCAAAGAGAAAGGAUUGAGCGCUUGACCACCGGACCUUCUCGCCAGCAUCACGCUCGCCAGGAUAGUGGUGCCACGGGAGUUGCUUCAUCCGGUGAGUAUACUGAUGGACAGCACCACAGCACUGGCAGGCGGCACGACUAUGAUCUACAGGCCAUGGAAUCCGACCUCAGUCCGCGCGCUACUCAUAUCAAGAACCCGAUUCCAGCUCCUAUCGUGACUGUUCGUUCCGAGUUCCCCACACUCAACCGCUCGCGACAACAGCAGCCAUUGACCUGUCUGGUUACCGUCGAAGUCCCAGAUGGCCAUUGGCGACCGGAUAUGGAAGACCUGCGUUUUACGCCGCUCAACUCGCAGCUACCGGCAGAAGACAUUUACAACCCAAUUCGAUCACCCACCAUGCCGCCAUCGCGACCACCUCCCCCUGAGCCUCGCGAGAACAUGGACGAGAUUGCAGAGGAGCUCCGGUUGCGCGUGGAUAACUGGCAUGGUCUAGAAUUUUCUCGUUUCGGAAAGUUACGCCUGUACGGAACAAUGCACGUGGGCAAAGACCGAGAGUCUUGGCAGGAACUAGAAUGUUACUUGUUUGGGGAGAUGCUCAUUUGCGUCAAAGAAAAGAAAAACGCCGCCGAACCCGUCCAAUUGGAUUCGAAGCGCAAGGGCACUCGCUGCACUCUGAAGGGUUCUAUUCUCAUCAAGAAACACCUGCGCGAGGUCGAGGUCGUGUCAGGUACGAUGACAGCGGGACAAAAAGUGAACGUGCUGACUGGGUUAGACGAGCCCAUCCUGACACUUAACCUAUCGGUCAACGAGUUGCCCUGCUUUCACCUGCGUUUCCAAAACAAAGGUCAGCUGGAACUCUGGAAGCGGGCGUUAGGAGACUUGAACAAUCCCGAACCAUCAGUCUCCAUCCGCACCGGCGAUUACGACUCAGAAAACAACAUUCCCGAGGAUGACGACUACCGCACGACCAAGACAAACAAGCGGCAGUCUUCGACUACCUCAUCGUAUGGUGCCGGCAAGUCCAACAACACAGCUCUGACAGAGUACACCAACACUGCCAACAUUGCUCCUACUACUUUCCACGUGCCACUUGACUUGGUGGUGGUUAUCCCUGUAUCGUCAUCGAUGCAAGGUCUGAAGAUCACACUCUUGCGUGACAGCUUGAAGUUCUUGGUCCAGAAUCUAGGCCCACGCGACAGGAUGGGCCUGGUGACCUUUGGCUCCAGCGGCGGUGGAGUGCCUCUUGUCGGAAUGACUACCAAAGCCUGGAACGGCUGGGGGAAAAUACUGAACUCCUUGCGCCCCGUUGGCCAGAAGAGUCUGCGCGCGGAUGUUGUCGAAGGUGCCAAUGUCGCAAUGGACCUCCUCAUGCAACGAAAAUCGAACAACCCUAUUUCUACCAUCCUUUUGAUCAGCGAUUCUUCCACUUCGGACCCUGACAGUGUCGACUUUGUCGUGUCUAGAGCUGAAGCAGCCAAGGUUGGAAUUCAUUCUUUCGGCUUGGGGCUCACUCACAAGCCAGAUACACUGAUCGAGUUGUCGACCCGCACCAAGGCCUGCUACACCUAUGUAAAGGAUUGGAUGAUGCUCCGGGAAUGCGUUGCCGGCUGUCUUGGUUCCCUACAGUCGACGUCUCACCAAAAUGUCAAGCUCAAACUGCGACUGCCAGAAGGUUCACCCGCCAAGUUUGUCAAGAUCAGCGGAGCUCUUCACACAACCAAGCGUGCUACUGGAAAAGACGCCGAAGCAGCACUUGGCGACUUGCGGUUUGGCGACAAACGAGAUAUUCUCGUCCAGCUUGUCAUUCAGCCAGAUAAUGCAUCCCAGGAGCACGUUCCUCAAGAUCCUUGGCAGAGCAUUGUUUCCGGGUUAGAAGCACUGGGUGGUGGUUCCGAUGGGGACGAACAGCGCGUUGUCAGCGUUGAAGAGGUCCCACUGAUCCAAGCCGAUCUCAGCUAUGGAGAUAUCCUUCGCGAAGGCCACUUUACCCAUUCUCCAAGACCGUCCCUGCUGGCCAUCACUAUGCUUCCCCCUAGCUCAAAGAAGCAAGGUCGACCAAUUACGCCUCCCAUUCCCCCGCACCCUUCGAUUGUGCAGCGGAGGAUGGAAUUGCUCGCGUCCGAUAUGCUGACAAGAGCCCUUACCCUUGUCUCCCGCGGGCAACAUGACCGUGCCCAACAUCUCCUUUCGGAAACGCGUAGUAUUCUGAAGGGGCUAGGAAAGGGAGGACUUCCUCCUCUCCCGCCUGCAGCUGCUGGCAAGUCAAGUGGCACUGGAUUUAGCAGUCCUACCGAUACCCCAAAUUCGUCUUCUCCUCGGUCAUCCAGCUUUCCGGAGAAUUCAUCAGGUGGAUCUGAGACUGCGACUAUUACACCUAUUACUACUGUGGAUCAACAUGUCAUGUCAGCCCUUGACGCCGAUCUAGAGUCUGCUUUGGAGUGGAUCAACCAUCCUGCAGUGUUUGGCAGGGACUCCCGCAAAGCCGUCCUCCAGGGGAUUGGCGUCAUUUCUUCGCAAAGAGCAUUCACAUACAGGACCCCGUCGGAAUCGCUUUGGUCCGAACGCGUGGGCGGCGUCAAGCGACUCACUGAUCGGUCAAAAGACUGGCGAGAUAUGGGUGACGAUGCAUUGACUGAAGAGUGA
This is a messenger RNA of Talaromyces rugulosus, 3579 nucleotides long. RefSeq lists its product as uncharacterized. Lineage: Eukaryota; Fungi; Ascomycota; Eurotiomycetes; Eurotiales; Trichocomaceae. The transcript has 5 exons. Bases 1 to 3579 code for a protein of 1192 amino acids. The record is from RefSeq and is a predicted model, not a curated record.